Molecule: messenger RNA, 2301 nt
Organism: Archocentrus centrarchus (flier cichlid)
Lineage: Eukaryota; Metazoa; Chordata; Actinopteri; Cichliformes; Cichlidae
Exons: 6
Coding region: 942-1847 (301 amino acids)
Source: RefSeq, a predicted model, not a curated record
UGUGACACUACCUGCGCGACACCGGUAGAAGGCGCUGCGCGACACCGGCAGAAAGCUCAGAGCUUCGGACAGACCGUAAGUACAGAUUCAUUCAAUUUUUCUUUCUUUCCUUUAUUUUAAUGGAAAAACUGAGACAACCGCUCACAAAUCUAUUAUUUCAGACUCGCAGGAGGUUCUCUGAGCUAACCGAGCUGUUUGUUUACUCUGACUUUAUUUGUUGCUUUACGAUGUUUAGCUAAUGUAGCGGCUGGGAUUUAACGUCCGCACACAGUCACUUAUUAAUAUUACUGCGAUUUAUCAAACACACUGUCAGUGAGUGUGGUAUAGUUCAUACGUUUAAACUGUAUAUAUUCACUUGUUGUUACACGGCCAAACUCCAUCACGUCUGUAGCUGCUUAGAACUUGUUUAUACUUGACUAAAAAAUGACUGAAAUGAUAAAUGCAUGAUGUGAGCAUGAUUCUCACUCACUGUGUUUUCUCCUAUCAAUUUCACCAGCUUUUAACCGAAUAAGUGAGUUUUCUUUCAAAAACAGUUUCACCAGCUUUUAAAUGAAUAAGUGAGUUUUCUUUCAAAAACAGUUUCACCAGCUUUUAAAUGAAUAAGUGAGUUUUCUUUCAAAAACAGUUUCACCAGCUUUUAAAUGAAUAAGUGAGUUUUCUUUCAAAAACAGUUUCACCAGCUUUUAAAUGAAUAAGUGAGUUUUCUUUCAAAAACAGUUUCACCAGCUUUAAAUGAAUAAGUGAGUUUUCUUUCAAAAACAGUUUCACCAGCUUUUAAAUGAAAAAGUGAGUUUUCUUUCAAAAACAGUUUCACCAGCUUUUAAAUGAAAAAGUGAGUUUGAAUUUUCACUGUAAUCACUCCAUUUAAUCUCGCACACAAUCAGCAGCUUUCUGACUUAUCUCGAAGCGCUCUUGCAGUCACACUUUUGUCUUCUCUUUAGAUGGAGCAUCCUAACUUUAGGAGGACCCCCAAUGGGACCCUCGUGCUCAAGGCCUCCAAAGAGGCCCAGGCCAUUGGGCCUCGGAAAGGAGGCUACAGGGCAAAGGGCCCGGAGGAGGUGGGUGCAGAGGCCUGUGCCCACGUUGCCUCAGAGGGUGGCGAUGCCAGCAACGCCACCCUCACGCUGAGCCGGUGGAAGGUUCAGUUUGGCCGUUACCAGGGUCAGACCUUCCACUGGCUGAUGGAGAACGACGUGGGCUACGCUGUCAACCUGGUUGCCUCCCACCAGAAGGAGCGAGAGAGGACAGGUUCUCAGUCCCCACUCAUGGCCAACAAGGACGCCUUCACCCGCUACGCCUCAGCGUACCCUGACUUUGUGGAGGCGGUCAGGUUCCACCGUGCGUUUCAGGAGGCGCGUGCGAAGUCCCUCCAGCCUGGUCAGGAGGGACAGGCUCUUGUUGGCUUUGGGGACUUCAAAUUUGAGACCCUGCAGGGCCUGUAUGAGUCUCAGGAGCUCAAGAAGAAACGGUUUGUCAACUACCUGCGAAGGACGGCACCAGCUCCUGGGUCACAGAUGGAGAACGCCGUCCAUUAUGUGAAGAAGAGAGACCGACAGAGAGCGAGUGCUGCUACAGCCGCCACCAGCAGCAGCAGCAGCAGCAGCAGCAGCAGCAGCACAGCCUCUGUCUCAGCUGCAAAGAUGGGGCCCAAAAGCACUUCACAGUUUGCAGCCUUUGUUUCCGGGCGACGUUCUCUGUCUGUGGUGGAAAUGCAGGCAAAAGUUAAGAAACUGGCGGCCCCUAAACCUGCGUUUCCAGCUUCCUUCACACCAGCUCUUCCCACCAGGACAUCUGAAGAACCUACAGAUGAAGAGCUGGUUCAGGCAGCAGUUCACACUGAGGAGUAAGAGGGGAAAGCAGAUGAAGGUUUGUGUUUCAUUAAAUACUCGGUGGGUUUCCUCUCUGCUCACUAACUGAGCUGCUGCCAUUCAGCUUUGACAUCACAGCUAAUCAGAGCACCCUCAGAUAAUUAAUCUCAUUAUUUAAACACGUGGCUUCUCCUCCACCUUCCUGCAUUCCUCCAUCAACAAGUGCAGUCCUCCACCUUCAUCUGAACACCUUGCACUCCGUCCUCCCCUGGCCCCUGUGUCUCUCUGCUCUCCUGCUUCUACUCUGUCUUUACUUUAAAAAUCAAACUCUUCGUGAACUAAAUCAUCUGUUUCUCUUUCAUUCAGCAGCCUCUGACGUACAGGCACCUCGCUCACAGCACCUGCAUCCACCUCCUACCACUUCAUCACAGGAGGAGCCAACAGAUGAGGAGCUGCUGGAGGCCUCACAGGAGCUGGAUCCAAGUGUGGACAC